Tetrahymena thermophila SB210 is the source of this 162-nucleotide messenger RNA. RefSeq lists its product as hypothetical. The record is from RefSeq and is a predicted model, not a curated record. The transcript has 3 exons. NCBI's taxonomy places the organism in Eukaryota, Ciliophora, Oligohymenophorea, Hymenostomatida, Tetrahymenidae.
AUGCACAAAAUCGAAUCAAGCAUCUUUUUAAUCCAUAAUUUUACUAAAAUAUUGCAUAAAAUAUCAAUCACGUAAAAAAUAAUGCUGAUUUGGAAUAAGAAUGAUCUUUCCUUAAAUUAGAAUGCAGUUCAUGAGGUUAUAUUAUUAAAGAGCACUGGUUGA